Molecule: messenger RNA, 3144 nt
Organism: Parascedosporium putredinis
Lineage: Eukaryota; Fungi; Ascomycota; Sordariomycetes; Microascales; Microascaceae
Source: the annotation of a GenBank genome assembly
AUGGCACCGUCGCAUCAGAGUCCUCUCUCAGAGAUGCAAGGCUGCGCGAGACGGCGAAGGAAGGCUGGCUGGGCUAUAAACUGGGCUGCGUGUUGCCGCUCCAUUAGCAUUCUCAUCAAGUCAUCAUCCUCAUCACGAUGUCUCAACCGGUUUGCGAGCUGGAGCGCCUCGGCAUAUGCCCCUACCCACUCUACAGUCGGAAUCUUUGACCUGCUGAGGCUCGGCCAGUUUGCAAACAAGAACGACCCGGCGCCGAUGACCUGCCGGUGCCGCUCCGUACGCGCGACUAUGGGACGAAACCGGAGUGCCGUCCCGCGAAGGGUCGUUGACUUGACCGGCAUUCUAACUAUUGCCGAGAGAGAUGACCUCUCUACUUUGGUCUCUCGCAUUAUGGAUAAGAUGGGUCGGCAGAUGACCGAGAAUUUCGAUUUGGGUACCGGUGCUGUGGCUACUGCUGGUACUGAGGACGGCACCAGUGCGGUUGCCCCAAAGUGCGUCGCGGUCGAUACGUAUGUGAGCGAGUGGGCGAACCUCUUCAUUUUCAAGAUGGAAGAGAACUCUACACGGGAAAAUAGGGACCAAGGUCUCUCACAGAGCAUCCAGCUAGGUGCCGAGGUCAAGAUUACAGAGCCUGUUGGCGCUCGCACGCUCGAGAGCAAUUGCUCUUUGGGGGCCCAAAAGCAAGCUAUGCAGGAUUCCCCUUCGCAGCUCGGCGAACUCAAGAGAGAACUGCUUUUUGCUUUUCAAAAAUGGCAGACAGUCGUUCUCCAGCGUAUCAACGACCUGCAUAUCACAGAACCAAUCCAUCAUAGUCGGGGCGGUGGCCACGAAAGCUUGAAUGGUAGGGGUCGGGGCGGUCGCGGUGGUCGUGGAGGUCGGGGCGGUCGUGGCCGAGGAGGUCCGGUUGUUGUCCAGACUACUGACUGCCAAGCGUAUUCGCGCAUUCUUUUACACCAUUUGACAUCAUCUCUCCAUUUGCCCUUGCGGGCCUACCUGGAAAACGAGAGCCAGGUGGCGAGAGGCUUAGGCCUUAUGGCUGCCGAAUUCGAUCCAGAGGACGCCAUGCAAAAGUUUAUGGAGCUCAAGGCUGCCCGAAAAGCCAAGGUUGGCCCUCAGCUCGGAGAGGCUGCUGCGUCGGGUCUUCUCGGCUUUAUGUCUACCCCUGGAGUGCCCGUCGCCGGUUUGUUCGGCAUUUACUUGGCUAAAACUUCAGUCAAAUCCAUCGAGGCGUAUGCGAAGGAUGUUGUCGAUUUCGGUUUCGUUCCUCUCCACGAUGAGCAGAAGAAAGCUCUCCGAAAGCCGCAAGACGUUCGGGUAAAUGAUAGGCGUAUGCAUUUGACGUUUGUGAUGAAUGGCUGGCUUACCGAGGAAGAGGAAGUGACCGAGCCAUGGAAGUUCCUGGGGCGUCAGUCCGAGUCUUACGUGAUUCGAUGGGAGACAGCCACGCUGUUUCACCUUGGAGCGGCUCUGGAAACAGCGGUGGGAAGUGCUGCCUGGGCUGCGGCGAACAAAGAGCUCCAUACCAAGUCCGGAUUUGGCAUUCUUCAAGACAGAGACUGGCCCAUGCCCCUCAUGAAGAUAAAUAAAAUUGUUGACAACGCCUGGAAUGUCGGUAUGGUCCGGGCUGAUAAGACUGGCGUAACCCUUGCGGAUACGAUCUAUCGUAAAGUGCAGGGUGGUCGCGCUAUUAGUCUUAUUGGCCAUGGCCUCGCCGCCCGAGCGAUUUAUACCUGUCUCAUGUCCCUGGCUGAGAGACGCGCAUUCGGUAUUAUCGAUUCGGUAGUCCUCUUCGGUACCCCGGCUCCGUCAGAUAAUCACGUAUGGCUUACGUUGAAGAGCGUGGUUGCUGGAAGACUUGUCAACGUCUAUUCGGAUAAGGACUACAUGUUGGCUUUUAUGAUGCGGCUGUCGAACACCGAGUUUAGUGUAUCGGGGCUUCAACCUAUCACGAAGGUCUCUGGUGUUGAGAACUACGACGCCGGCGAGAUGACUGGGGGUCACCUGAUGUACCGAUACGCCAUGGGCAAGAUUCUACGGAAGAUUGGGUGGCAGGGUCUUGAUUCGGGCCAGCUAGUCAAGGAUGAAGCCGCGCUUGUGGAAAUGGAGAAGAAACACAGCCGCGCCUCUGGCGUUGUGAAACCUGAUUCUGGCAAGGGAAGGGCUGAGAAGGGCGAGGGCGAGGGCGAGGGCGACCGGCAGAACGGCCAACCUUCUCAGAGCCAUCGUGGUGGCAGCAUUCGUCGAGGGCGACGGGGCGGGAAUCGCCGAAACGGAGGCCCAAAAUGGGCAAGCAAGACUCUCGCCGGCGCCUCUGGCGGCUUCAGCUUCUUUGGUGGGCGGGAGACCAAGUUUCAGGAUGCUGCGGACCUCUAUAUCCAAGCGGCCAAUUCAUUCAAGAUGCAGAAACAAAUGAGGGAAGCCGGCCAGGCCUUUGAGCAAGCGGCAAGCAUUCAGAGCGAGAAACUGAACGAUCCCGACGAUGCGGCCAACACCAUGGUCGAUGCAUUCAAGGCCUACCGAACCGUUGAUGCCGAUGCGGCCAGCAGGUGUUUGGACGUUGCUGUGCAGCGAUACUGUGUCAAGGGCAAUUUCCGACGGGCCGCGACCCACAAGGAGAGCCUCGGCGAUCUCUACGAGAAUGAGUUGGGCGACAACAAGAAGGCCAUUGAGUGUUACGAAGCCGCCGCCGGCUGGUACGAGGGCGAUAAUGCCGUUGCGCUCGCGAAUAAACUAUGGCUCAAGGUUGCCGACCUUGCCGCCCUCGACGAGAACUAUCACAAGGCCAUCGAAAAUUUUGAAAAGGUUGCCAAGGCGUCUAUAAACAACAACCUCAUGAAGUACUCGGUAAAAGAUUACUUCCUCAAGGCCGGCAUCUGCCACUUGGCCACCGGCGAUCUCGUGGCCGCUCAGCGCGCCAUCAGCAGCUAUGGCGAAAUGGACCCCAGCUUCACGUCCCAGAGGGAAAAUAUGCUCCUGAACGACGUUUAUGCCGCCGUGGAGGCGGGCGAUCCGGAAGACUUUGCUGACAAGCUCUACAUGUACGACCAGGUGAGCAAGCUGGACAAGUGGAAGACGACGCUUCUGCUUAGGGUAAAGAACAAUAUUGCAAAGACGACUGAGGGUGAUGAUGAUGAAUUCGCUUAA